GUACAUGGGGUCACGUUUUCGUCAGCCAUAAUUGUUCUCCUGUCUUCUCUUUGAUCUUAUCCAUUUUGACGUCCAUUGCUAGUGGAAGAAGUUUCGAGAAGGUUCAACAACGAUCGGAGGGAAAUAAUACGUAGUUCUUUAACGGCAGGAUACGACAGUUAGUUAUCACUGCGGAGAAGAAGACCCGUGAAAGAAAAUGGUAAAGGAAACUACAUUCUACGACGUGUUGGGGGUAAAACCAGGCUGUUCGCCCGAUGACCUUAAGAAAGCAUACAGAAAGCUUGCCUUGAAGUAUCAUCCGGAUAAAAAUCCCAAUGAAGGCGACCGGUUCAAACAAAUCUCGCAAGCUUACGAAGUCUUGUCCAAUCCGGAAAAGAAGCGCAUUUAUGAUCAAGGGGGCGAGCAGGCUCUGAAAGAGGGCGGAAUGGAAGGGAGUGGGUUCACCUCUCCUAUGGAUCUCUUCGACGUCUUCUUCGGAGGUCUGGGGAGAAAUCGGCGUCGAGGUCGCAAGGGUCAGGAUGUAGUCCACCAGCUGUCGGUUUCUCUGGAGGAACUGUACAACGGAACGGUACGAAAACUUGCGCUACAAAAGAACGUCAUCUGUGAUAAAUGCGAAGGCGUAGGCGGCAAGAAGGGUUCGGUCGAAAAGUGUCUCCAGUGUGGCGGUUCCGGCCUGCAAGUGCAGAUCAAUCAGUUGGGUCCGGGAAUGAUCCAGCAGGUGCAGUCGAUGUGCUCGGAGUGCAAAGGACAGGGUCAGCGCAUCAAUCCGCGAGACCGUUGCAAACAGUGCAACGGCAGAAGAACGAUAAGGGACAGGAAGAUCUUGGAGGUCAACAUCGACAAGGGUAUGAUGGACGGGCAAAAGAUCGUCUUUACCGGCGAGGGAGACCAGGAGCCGGAUCUGGAGGCCGGGGACAUCGUCAUCGUUCUGGACGAGAAGGAGCACGAAGUUUUCAAGCGAUCCGGAUGCGAUCUGAUAAUGCGCAUGCAUUUAGGACUGAUCGAAAGCCUUUGCGGGUUCCAGAAAGUAAUACGAAGUCUGGACGGUAGGAACCUCGUGGUAACUUCGCUCCCCGGCGUAAUAACGAAACACGGGGACUUGAAAUGUAUAUUGAACGAGGGAAUGCCCGUGUACAAGGAUCCGUUUACGCGCGGGCGGCUCGUCAUUCAAUUCAUCGUAAAUUUCCCUCAAACGAUCGAUCCAACGGUGAUACCGGCGCUCGAGCAAUGUCUACCGCGCAGGGAGGAGGUCAUCAUUCCGGACGGAGCGGAGGAAUGCUAUCUGACCGAUUUAGAUCCCGAACAGGAGGCUAGGCGGAGAGAUACUCGGCAGGCGUACGAGGAGGACGAAGGAGGUCCUUCCCGCGUACAGUGCGCCACGCAUUAAUUUAAGAAACUUAGACUCGAACUUCUCUGAACAUGUCUACUUUCACUUUUAUUAUUUCGGUCUGGUUGAGUCACUUUUGUAGCACGCACAUUGUAACGAAUAUAACAUGUCGGUAUUUCAUCAUGACGAUCAUAUCGAUCGAAUCGAUCUUCGGUGGGUGCAGCCAGCGGUACCUUGAAUGAUUUACAUCGUUAAUGCCAAUGAUUCUUCGCGUUUCUUAAUAUGUAAUCACUCGAAGGGGAAAGUCACACUAUACGACAGACCACGGUUCAUUUGCUCGAAUAACCAACACCUGUGUGCGAUGUGCGCUCUUACGCGUACGUUUAUACGAUAGAGGAUGCGCCGUACUUGAAUUUUCUUUUUACUGCAAAACCUCCAAACGUAAAGGGCUCGGAAAGGAAAGGUUUAGACAAAAUUGCGAGAGAAUCUUUACCGGUAUUUCUUCAAGCGACUCCGUUUCUAAGUGGGGCAUCUUUAUAUUCUGACCGUUUGGAUAUCAUCAUGAAAUAAAUCACUUGUGUUUAAUGGGAUUAUUGCACGUUCUUAAGAUGCACAUUUUCCAUGGAAAAUGUAUGUCAAUGCGUGGAACACGAAUUGAUAUCGUGCAAGGACUUAUCUCGUCAAGGAGAAAAAUUACUAUUAACACGUCGCUGUAAAUAGCAGUGAUUUACGAGAGUUAACGAAAUUGCGAUCAACUCCACAAAGCGUAUAAAGAACUACUUUGAUGCAAUGUAGCAUUAUCACGGGUCGUCAAAUUUACUUAGGUUCUUGCUUUCUUUUAAAAAUAUUAGUUUUUCAAGGUAAUCCCCCGCAUGCAUAUGUUAGUAAUAAUGAAAAGUACCUUAACGAUACGUACGUGUAUUAUUCAGGAUUUUAGUGAUAUAAAAACGUACGAAGUAUUUAAA
Orussus abietinus is the source of this 2292-nucleotide messenger RNA. RefSeq names its product dnaJ homolog subfamily A member 1 (gene Droj2). The transcript is spliced from 5 exons. NCBI's taxonomy places the organism in Eukaryota, Metazoa, Arthropoda, Insecta, Hymenoptera, Orussidae. Gene Ontology annotation, biological process: protein refolding; response to heat. The record is from RefSeq and is a predicted model, not a curated record. Gene Ontology annotation, cellular component: cytoplasm; cytosol. Bases 197 to 1387 code for a protein of 396 amino acids. Gene Ontology annotation, molecular function: ATP binding; Hsp70 protein binding.